GGGACUGAGCCGCUAUUGGCGUCCGGGCCGCGAUCCGGGGGCUGCUGGGAAGAUGGCGGACUCGGUGGCCCGCCGAUGAGGAAGCCGCGGAGGGAGCCCGGCUCCCGGGCCCCGAGACCGACUGAGGGAGCGACCUGCGCGGGGCCUGGGGAGUCAUGGUCUCCAACACCAAACUCCAUGCUUCGAGUCCUGCUCUCUGCCCAGGCCUCUGCUGCUCGGCUCUCUGGCCUGCUGCUGCUCCCGCCAGUACAGCCCUGUUGUCUGGGGCCCGGCAAGUGGGGGGACUGGCCUCCUGGAGGAGGCCUCCAUGCAGGCCCCGUGCAGGGGCUACAGCGGCUUCUGGAACAGGCGAGGAGCCCCGGGGAGCUGCUGCGCUGGCUGGGCCAGAACCCCACCAAGGUGCGCGCCCAUCACUACCCCGUGGCACUUCGUCGUCUGGGCCAACUCUUGGGGUCUCAGCCACGGCCCCCUCCUGUGGAGCAGGCCACACUACAGGACUUGAGUCAGCUCAUCAUCCGAAACUGCCCCUCCUUUGAUAUUCACACCAUCCACGUGUGUCUGCACCUUGCAGUCUUACUUGGCUUCCCAUCAGAUGGGCCCUUGAUGUGUGCCCUGGAGCAGGAGAGAAGGUUCCGCCUCCCUCCGAAGCCACCUCCCUCUCUGCAACCUGUCCUUCGCGGUGGGCAAAGAUUGGAAGCUGCUCUGAGCUGCCCUCGUUUCCUGAGGCAUCCGCGGCAGCAUCUCAUCCGCAGCCUGGCAGAGGCCAGGCCGGAGGAACUGACACCCCACGUGAUGGUGCUCCUGGCCCAGCACCUGGCCCGGCACCGGUUGCGGGAGCCCCAGCUUCUGGAAGCCAUUGCCCAUUUCCUGGUGGUCCAGGAAAUGCAGCUCAGCAGCAAGGUGGUACAGAAGUUGGUCCUGCCCUUUGGGCGGCUGAACUACUUGCCCCUGGAACAGCAGUUUAUGCCCUGCCUUGAGAGGAUCCUGGCUCGGGAAGCAGGGGUGGCUCCCCUUGCUACUGUCAACAUCUUGAUGUCACUGUGCCAGCUGCGGUGCCUGCCCUUCAGGGCCCUGCACUUUGUCUUUUCCCCAGGAUUCAUCAACCACAUCAGUGGCACCCCUCACGCCCUGAUUGUGCGGCGCUACCUCUCCCUGCUGGACGCAGCCGUGGAGCUGGAACUUCCAGGAUACCGGGGUCCCCGCCUUCCCCGAAGGCAGCAAGUGCCCAUCUUCCCCCAGCCACUCAUCACUGACCGUGCCCGCUGCAAGUACAGUCACAAGGAUAUAGUGGCGGAGGGGCUGCGCCAGCUGCUGGGGGAAGAGAAGUACCGGCAGGACCUGACCGUGCCUCCAGGCUACUGCACAGACUUCCUGUUGUGUGUCAGCAGCUCUGGUGCCGUGCUGCCCGUGAGGACCCAGGACCCCUUCCUACCAUACCCUCCCAGGUCCUGUCCCCAGGGCCAGGCUGCCUCUCAGCCCACGACCCAUGACCCGGCCCAAAGGGUGGUGCUGAUGCUGCGGGAGCGCUGGCAUUUCUGCCGCGACGGACGAGUGCUGCUGGGCUCGCGGGCCCUACGGGAGCGGCACCUGGGCCUGAUGGGCUACCAGCUCCUGCCGCUGCCCUUCGAGGAACUGGAGUCACAGAGAGGCCUGCCCCAGCUCAAGAGCUACCUGAGGCAGAAGCUCCAGGCCUUGGGCCUCCGCUGGGGGCCUGAAGGGGGGUGAGGGGGCACACACGGGGCUCAGGAUGACCCUCCGAUGGGGGGUGGACGAUU
Molecule: messenger RNA, 1775 nt
Organism: Puma concolor (puma)
Lineage: Eukaryota; Metazoa; Chordata; Mammalia; Carnivora; Felidae
Gene: FASTK
Product: Fas activated serine/threonine kinase
Biological process (GO): mitochondrial RNA processing; regulation of mitochondrial mRNA stability
Cellular component (GO): mitochondrial matrix; ribonucleoprotein granule
Molecular function (GO): RNA binding
Source: RefSeq, a predicted model, not a curated record